This is a messenger RNA of Mycena indigotica, 2760 nucleotides long. RefSeq names its product Het-C-domain-containing protein. The record is from RefSeq and is a predicted model, not a curated record. The coding region runs from base 1 to 2760 and encodes 919 amino acids. The transcript is spliced from 20 exons. Lineage: Eukaryota; Fungi; Basidiomycota; Agaricomycetes; Agaricales; Mycenaceae.
AUGCACACCCUCUUACUCCUUUUCACCCUCGCCAUCGUCGUCUCCCUCUUCUUUUGCUGCGUUUGGAGCCGGAGAUAUUCCCGAUUUCGCCUACUUGAAUGGCAAGCAUUUCGCUUUUGGACGAUCGAAACCUCAUUCUCUUUAGAUAAAGCCUUUCGUCAUGGCGACAUCGAGAACAUACUUGCCACGCUUGCCAAAACCGCAGGGCAUGCCGCACUGUCCGGCGCGAGUGGUGGCGACCUCCUUGGGUUCGCCAAAUCUCUAAUCAAAGAAGCUGCGUCUGGCUCUGGCGGCGCCAAAUUCUCUUCUGGCGAUAUCAAGAAGGGGAAUUGGCUUCGCGACUAUUCUCAGGCAAUGGACAUCGGCGGCUUGAGCAAGCUGACGGCAGACACACUUGUCCUUGUGGUCUCGGUUCUAGGCUUCAUGACUUUCGGCUUCGCGACGCAGGAGUUCCAGGUGACUGCUGAGCGUCUCGGGGUCUAUCUUCCUGUCGAACAUAUCGACAAUCCCAAAGGAUACGCAGAGAAAGAGGGAGAUGCCCGUCGCUUCCACCCCAAACUGCGGCCACCCGUCAACCCACAAGAACUUGAGAUCGAUGAGCGUACGGGAAUGAAGUGCUACAUGGCAACUGAAAACCGCGGUUGGGACACGUCUACGGCACACAUCCGACGCGUUUUGGUGGAAUGCAUCGAAAAGGGCCGGCGUGCCGGGGGUCGUGAUGGGCCAGAUUUGUAUGAGGCCUAUCGGCUGCUUGGGACUGGCCUGCACACUCUUGAAGACCUUCUAGCCCACAGCAACUGGGUCGAAAUCGGACUUCGCAAGAUGGGUUAUCGAGACGUGUUUUGUCAUGUUGGCGACCAAACUGAGAUUCAGACACCCAACGGUCGUGCCCCGCCCCUUGUCACGGGAACAUUUGGUGGAGCAGACUUUUUGCACUCACUAAUGGGAGAGGCGACUGACAAAUUGAGUCAAGCCAGUGUAACAGACUUGGCCUCGAAGAUGGACCAAGCGCAAUCGCAAGACCAGGCCUCCAAAAUCUCGACCUUGAAAGCUAUACUCUCCAAACUUCCGAUCGGAGGUGGGGAUUCGAAGGUGGACGAGGGCGCGCAGCUGGGAGAAGAAGCCAAAGCAUACAACUUUGACCCGAACAAUGUCGCUCCCCCAGAGGUACAGCAAAAGUUGCUGGCGUUGCUCCGUUGGCGUGAUGAUGUAAUGCGCUCGAUUCUUGAGAAGAUCGAGAUGAUUCCGGGCUUGGAGCAGUUGAUGGACCAGCUCUCUGAAGCAUUAAAUGCCUAUGUUUACACUGUAAUUGCUCCCUGGCUCACGCCCAUUCUCCAACAAGCGACCUCUGCUUUGGGAGAGGGCAGCAAAGCAGUCAUUGAUUCGGACGACCAAUACGAGGACCACUUUGGCUUGAUUUUGAACGAGCCGGCGGGAAAGAUUGCAGUUUUGGUUGUCCAGCAUACGGUCAAUGUGAUCGUUAAGGCCUGGUCAGACAACGGGGACCCGAAUCGUGCUGUCGACGUGAUUCUCGAGGCUUUCCACCACCCGUACUAUGCCACGGGUCGUUCGGACAUUCAGAAUUCGAUGUUCAAAGAGCUCGAACGUUGGAUCCGUGACUUGGACGAUGAUGUCGCCCGACAAACAAUCAACGCCUUGACGAAGGAGAGCGUCCGCAACGGGAAGAACAAACGAUUGGGCAGCGAAAAUCAGAGUUAUGACGAGCCAGGUUAUGCCGGAUGUGGGCAUGGGCAUGGCGCCUCAAGCCGCCCAGGUAAUCAAAGCUCGAGGCCCACACAACAACAACAGUAUGGAGGGACCCAAUCUUCCCACCAGAGCAGCGGCUAUGGUCAAUCGGGAGGCGGCCGUCGCCCGGACGAAGACAAUAGUCAGAGCUACGGGCAUUCUCAAAGUCGGCCCGGCAAUCGGGGCUACGAACAAGAGACCCAAUCGUCGUACAAGAGCAGCAGCUAUGGUCAGUCGGCAGGAGGCAACCAGAGCUACGGAGAGUCGCAAGGUCGCUCGCAUAAUCGACAAGACCAAUCGUAUGGAGAGACACAAUCUUCGUAUAAGAGUUCUAGUGGUGGCCAAUCGAAAGGCGGUUACCGCGAAGAUGAGGACAAUAACCAGGGCCGGUCUGGUAAUCAAGGCUACGGACAGGAGCGUUCAUACGGAGAGACCCAAUCUUCGUAUCAGAGCAGCGGUUAUGGUCGUGCAAGUAAUCAAGACGAAGGCAAUAAGAGAGAGCAGCAGUAUGGCGGGUCUCGUCGUCAAGAAGAAGAUUCGUAUGGACGCCAGAAUGAAGGCUAUGGCAGAGCGGAACACCACGGCCAAGGAGACUCUUAUCGUCGUCAAGAGGAAAACUAUGGCGGGCGGAACGAACACCGCAAGACGGAAGAGCACUCGUAUGGUCGGCAGCAACACGAGACUGGGUAUGGGCGGUCUGAGGAGCGUUCGUAUGGUGGGCGGAAUGAACAUCAGGAAAGCCAGCAACGUCAUGGGGAGACUGGGUAUGGUCGGUCUGAGGAGCGUUCAUAUGGUGGGCGAAAUGAAUAUCAGGAAAGCCGACACAGUUCUUCUGGACGGAAUGACUACGAGCAGGCACAGGGGGGUGGUCGCCAUCAAACAUCCGGCUAUGGACGAGAGGAGCGCCAGGGAUACGGAAACCAAGAGACAUUCGGGGCUGAGCGGUUGAAUAUCAGUGACGAAGGAUACGGUGAAGAGGAAAACCGCCACCAUAAGAAGAAGUCUUAUUACUGA